Molecule: messenger RNA, 6485 nt
Organism: Stegastes partitus (bicolor damselfish)
Lineage: Eukaryota; Metazoa; Chordata; Actinopteri; Pomacentridae
Product: SH3 domain-binding protein 4
Exons: 5
Coding region: 193-3093 (966 amino acids)
Cellular component (GO): cytoplasm
Molecular function (GO): protein binding
Source: RefSeq, a predicted model, not a curated record
CUCGGUGGAUCCACAUCCAGCUCCGCCGCCCGCCGGAGAGCUCGACGCUCGGAGCCCCGCGCAGCGCUUCUGUUCCCGGGACAAAAGCAGACCGCUUCUCCGCCAGAGAUGAUGGGAGGUUGUUGACAUCCGACGUCGCCGCUCGCUAAAAGGACGUUUUACAGCAGCCUGAAGCCGCCCGCCGGUGCCACCAUGGCCGCCCAUCGGAUCAGAGCCACCACCAACAACAACACGUCGCUGCCUCGCUGCAAGUCCGAGGGCACGCUGAUCGACCUCAGCGAAGGAGUGUCAGAAGCCAGCCUCACCGACGUCAAAGUGCCUUCCCCCAGUGCCUUACGACUGGAUGCGACCGCCUCCUUCGGCACUGCCAGGGAGGUCGUUGCCAUUAAGGACUACUGCCCUUCCAGCUUCACCACUCUGAAGUUCUCCAAAGGGGACCGCCUCUACGUUCUGGACUCGUCAGGAGGAGAGUGGUGGUACGCCCACAACAACACGGAGAUGGGUUACAUCCCCGCGGCGUACGUUCAGCCCAUCAACUACAGAGACUCGUCCUUCAGCGACAGCGGCAUGAUCGACACCGUGGGCGACUGCAACGAGGAGGCGGCCAAAGAAAUGGACCUCCUCGGAGAGUGGGCAGGAGUGAUUCUGAAACCAACCACCUUCCAAAAUGGAAAUCCUUUCGCAACAAACCAUACCUCUACAAACCCUUUCCUAAACGGGGGUCCUCAGAGCUCGCUCGAUCAGAACAGUAACGAGAAGUCCGUCGACCUCCUCCUGUUUGAUACACUCACUCCAUCGGUGCCCAACUCCACCAGCAGCACUGCCGACAUCAACGGUUUCGGCAGCGGCGUUUUUAACUUGAGCCCCCUCAGUCCCACUGUGAGUUCGGGGCAAACAUUGCGCAGGGACAACCCGUUUUUUAGAAGCAAACGUUCCUACAGUCUGUCCGAGCUGUCCAUCCUGCAGGCUCAGUCCGACGCCCCUCAGACCUCCAGCGGUUUCUUUGGCGGCCUCAAAGCGCCGGCGCCGGAGCAGUUCCAGAGCAGGGAGGAUUUCCGCACGGCAUGGCUCACCCACCGCAAGCUGGCCAGGUCUUGCCACGAUUUGGAUUCGCUGGGCCAGAACCCGGGCUGGGGCCAAACGCAGCCGGUGGAGACCAACAUCGUGUGCCGGCUGGACAGCUCGGGAGGUGCCGUCCAGCUUCCCGACACCAACAUCAGCAUCCACAUACCCGAAGGCCACGUGGCCCCGGGGGACACGCAGCAGAUCUCAAUCAAAGCUCUGCUCGACCCGCCGCUGGAGCUCAACAACGACCGCUGCACCACUGUCAGCCCCGUGGUGGAGAUCAAACUCAGCAACAUGGAAACCAAAACCACCGUCACCCUGGAGAUGAAAGUGUCUGUGGUGGUUAAAAUGGAGAACAGGCAGACGACUGAAGUCUUGUGUGUUCGGAGUGAUUGCAAAGAGGGACCUUACACUCCGGUUCCUCAGGCGUACCUGUACGGGGACACGGUUCAGGUGUGUCUGGACAACCUCGAACCUUGUAUGUAUGUGUGCGUCGUGGCUCAGGCCCAGUCCAUAAUGCCGGACUCCACAGUUUGGCAGCAUGUGGUUAAGAAAAUCACAUUAGGAGUGUAUGGACCCAAACACAUCCAUCCGUCCUUCAAGACAGUCGUGGCGAUGUUCGGCCACGAUUGCGCCCCAAAGACGCUGCUGGUGAGUGAAGUCGGCAAACAGGCUCAGUCUGCACCACCAGUUGCCCUGCAGCUGUGGGGCAAACACCAGUUUGUCUUGUCCAGACCGCAGGACCUCCGUGUUGGAGUUUAUUCCAACAUGGCCAACUACGAGGUAAAGGCCAGCGAGCAGGCCAGAGUGGUGCGAGGCUUCCAGGUCAAACUAGGAAAAGUCAGCAGACUCGUCUACAUCAUCGCCUCACGCAACGCAGAAGACGUUUCUGACUUCACCUUAAGAAUCCAGGUCAAAGACGACCAAGAUUGUAUACUGGCUCAGUUUUGUGUCCAGACGCCAACGCCGCCGCCCAAAGCGGGCCCAAAAACAUCGGUGCAGCGGCGGUUCUUGAAGAAGAAGGAGGUCGGCAAGAUAGUCCUGUCUCCUCUCGCCAUCGCCACCAAAUACCCCGUUUUCCAGGACCGGAGAAUAAACAACCUGAAGUUCGGAAAAUUAAUCAAAACCGUCAUCCGACAAACGAAAAACCAGUACUUGCUCGAGUACAAAAAAGGAGACUUUGUAGCCCUGCUGAGCGAGGAGAAAAUCAAGCUGAAGGGCCAGUUGUGGACCAAGGAAUGGUACAUUGGAUAUUAUCAGGGCAAAAUGGGACUCGUCCACGCCAAGAACGUGCUGGUGGUCGGCAAAGUGAAGCCCAUUUACUUCAGCGGGCCCGACCUCACGACGUCGCUGCUGCUGGAGCAGAUCCUGAAGCCGUGCAAGUUCCUCACGUACAUCUACGCCUCUGUAAGGACUAUACUGAUGGAGAACAUCGGAAACUGGCGGGCGUUCGCCGACGCCCUCGGAUACGUCAACCUGCCCUUGACGCACUUCUGCCGGGCGGAGCUGGACAGCGAGCCGGAGAGAGUGGCGUCGGUGCUGGAGAGGCUGAAGGAGGACUGCAACAACGCGGAGAGCAAAGAGAGGAAGUCCUUCCAGAAAGAGCUCCUCACGGCUCUGCUGAAGAUGGACUGUCAGGGUCUGGUGGCCAGGCUGGUCAUGGAUUUCGUCCUCCUGACCACGGCGGUGGAGGUGGCCGGACGCUGGAGGGAGCUGGCCGAGAGGCUCGUCAAGGUCUCGCGCCAGCAGAUGGACGCUUACGAGGCGCCGCAUCGCGACAAGAACGGGGUGGUGGACAGUGAGGCCAUGUGGAAGCCGGCGUACGACUUCCUGGUCACGUGGGCGGCUCAGAUCGGCGACAGCUACCGAGACGUGAUCCAGGAGCUGCACAUGGGGCUGGACAAGAUGAAGAACCCCAUCACCAAGCGCUGGAAGCACCUGACCGGGACGCUCAUCCUGGUCAACUGCCUGGACGCCCUGCGGAGCUCCGCCUUCAGCCCCGCCGCUCAGGACGACUACGCCAUCUGAAGCACCCCGCACCAGCUCGCUUUAAACAAAAACAACAGUUUGAAAUGCUGCAUAUCUGCGCACUCCGAAACGCCGCCACUGCUGUCGUCCUCGCGGCGCCGCCUUCAGCUCUCAGAAGGAACUCCGCCGGACUCCGCCAAACAACACAGUGCUGUAUGGAGCUCGCAGUAUUCACACGGACUCUUUUAUUAGCUCCCGUCUUGCACAGUUAUGUAUUUUUGUACUCUUAUUAUGGCACAGCAUUUUUGUAAAGCAACACUUUGAACCCUUUGGUUAUGAACUGUGGAUUGAACGCCAAGAAAAGACACUUUUUUUUUCUCCCCCCCAAGACAAGACACUUUUAGAUUUCGUCUCCUCGUAGCCUCGUCACACGUGUCAAAGUCUGUUCUAUUUAUUUAUACGUCAAAGAGAAGCGUCGCCUCUUCGUCUCUCUCUUCAGGUUCUCUCUCCCUGUGGUCCUUCUCAUUUCAGAGAUCCAAAUAUUUUGGUGUCAGUCUGUAUUUUCUAAGAAGAAGAAAGCAGAAUAAUUUAUUACUCUUUUAAUCAAGCUCUCCAUUAGCGUCCCAAACGGAUUCGGUCAUUUUUAUUAACCAGCAGAUUUAUUUGAUUUAAACUGACCAGUUAGUGAGAAUUUUUGUCUGUUUGCUGUCAUCAUGAAUUGGUUGUCUUUGGUUAGAUGGAACCAGAAGUCUGAAAGUUUCACUUUGAAGCAUUCAAGUCGUCACUUUGUUCUGGGGCUUUCUACGGCAUCAUGAGGGUUAGGGUUACACUCCUGGGUGAAAAUAUUAUCGAUGGAUCAAUAAACUCUGAUUGGUUCUGCUGCAGGAAUGAAGAAAAUAGAUGCUAAAUUCAGGAUCGGUAGUCGGAUGAAGGCAAAUUUUAUGGGUAUUAACACCAACCUGAACCCGAUACUUUGCUUGUAUUGUACAUUUUUAAAAAAACGUUCCUAAUAAAUAUAGUGUUAUCAUACAAUAAUUGAUGAUAUUAUAUUCUAAAUUAAGCACAGGGGACAUUACACCUGUGCAGAUAUUGAUACUUGGUUAUAUAAACCAGCGGUCCCCGACCACUGGGCCGCACAGAAAAAAAAACCAAAACAUUUUAUUGUUGUAUUUUUAUUUCCAGCGGCGCCUGCAGGGUGUUUUAUUUUGAAAAAUGACUAGCUCGUCUUCCAGUCGCAUCCAUCUGUGCUUGUUUCUCGCAUUUGACUCUUAUUAGUUUUAUUGCUCAGCCAAUAAACAAAGCCGUCAGUCUAACCGCUGCCGAAAUUAAAAAAAAAAAUCUCAGGAGAGCUUCUUUGGAAAGUGGACUCGAUACUGAGAUGGAAGAAAAAGUAAACAUAUAUUUAGCAAGUAACUUUAUUAAUUUAGGAAACUUUUGAAUAGAAAAAACACUGAUUUUUUGUAACGUGCGCGAUGACCGGUCCGUAGAAAACGUUCUUGCUUAAAACCGGUCCGUGGUGCAAAAAAGGUCCGCUGAUAUGAACAGGAUCCGAAUUGAUCUCAGCAUCGUCAGGGGUCAUUAAGCACCACAGAAGACUUUGUCAUGGUGCCUUUUUUACUAGCCAAACCCCCACAAUGAUCUCUGCUCGCCAACACGGGACUGAGCGCCUCCUCUGGUCGCUGCGGUACUAAAUAACCAGAGGCUCCCCCUGGUGGAACAAGCAGGUAUUACAGCUAAUCUACAAUAAUAGAAAAGUGUGUUAUUUCCUUCUUACCUUCUAGUUUCUACAGUCUAGGGUAGUAGUUUUGCUGUCCUGUCCAGACCACCAUGUUGGUGCCCAGAAAAGGUGCUGAUAGAGUUCAUCUAGCACAGUUAGAGUCGAACACGUCCAGAUUAUGUAAUACUGGAACAUAUUUAGCAGCUACAAGAAGCUUUUUGAGAGAUGUAAAGAGUAAAUUAUACAUUUCUUAUCAUGUAUACAUCUAUUUAUUUUGACUGUUUAUGGAACAAUCGGAGACUCGAACUUGAAUCAGAUUGGUGACCGAGAAAGAAACUUCUUUGGGACAUUUGAUCUAUUUGUUCUAUUGUUUGUUUGCUACGGUGCAUAUGAUCGACUCCCUUUCAAAUUCACGUGUGAUGCAUUUUAUGAGAGAUCUUAAGGGAUGUGGGCAACACAAACACAGACUCUGCUCUUUGGUUUUGUACACAGUGAUACAGACAAUUUUGGAGGCAGGUAUUUGCCAUCUCCAUUUUAAAAAACCCCAACGUUCCAGGCAUGCCGGCCUGCUCUACAUCACCGCUACACCCAAUACCAGAAGAACAAUUUGUCAUUUCAUCGUUUCUGCAGACGUUAAACUGCAGAUACUGUGCACCAAGUAGCAUCAGUAGACAGCGGUGAAGUGGUGCAGCGACGUUGUAAAGUUGUAAACAAAGCAAAUAAACCGGCAUAAAUCCGCCGUCGACGCUGUUUAUUGCCGCCGUUCCACGAGCCUUUUUUUGCAUGUUGCUGGAAACUGGAUGAGUCGGCAGAAACGUGAAGUUCAUCACAUGCAGGUGCAGAAAAAGAGUUUUUUUUUUUCCCAUCGUCUGGCUCCGAGUUCCUCUCCGGUCGCCGCAGGUCUGUUGUGUUUACCGGCAGCCUCGUUCAGAAAUUCAGUUUCAGAGCGCUCAGAGCAGAUUUACAGAUUCGGAGGCUGCAGGCAAACUCACUUCAGUUUAACCCGUUUUCUGACUGAAUGUUGGAAGAAGAAGAAGUGCUCUAAAGUUUUUCUCUUGAGCUAAUAAAGCCUCACAGAAAAACUAAGAAAGUUGUUUUUUUUUAAACCUUAGGAUAAAAAGUAAAGGAGAGGAAAUUCAAAAGCGAGAACACAAACUAUUGUUAGUACGCUGAUGUGUGGAGGAACUAACAGGAAUAAGAAACUUUGAACAAUAAAAAUAUCAAAUUGUUGGUAAUUAAAACAUUAAUUAGAUCAUUUUACAAUGUGAAAACCUAUUUGUGAUUUCUCUUAGCACAGGAUUGAUGAGCAGAAUCACUAAUAGUACCUUUAAAAUCCUAAUAAAACUCAUUCCUGCUUAAUCGUUACGAGCAGUUUUCUCCAACAUGUCGUGAUGCGGCUGAAAGCUCCAGAACAAUGUUCAUGUAUUGAUUAUUUAAAGCUACUUCCCUCCAGACUGUCUCCUCUCUCAGCUUAUUGUCUCUUCAAAUGUACUUUUUUUUUUUUUUAACCAAAGCUUGCCAAAAGACGCCUCCGACGGCCGUCUGCCACGUUGACACCACUGUUGUAUUGACACUGUCCGUCAAAGCUUCUGGUUAGGUUUUGUCUCAGUGCUGCAUACUGUAAUAUGUGCAAGUAUCACAUCCAGUGGUGAGUUUGACACCCCCUCGUAUUUUUUUUUUUUUGGUGACUGCAUACUUUUGUGGAAAAAUAAAAAUGUAAAUAUUUGUACACGCA